Molecule: messenger RNA, 3017 nt
Organism: Phalacrocorax carbo (great cormorant)
Lineage: Eukaryota; Metazoa; Chordata; Aves; Suliformes; Phalacrocoracidae
Source: RefSeq, a predicted model, not a curated record
GCGCCUGGGCUUCCGGCUGCCGUCCCGGCCCUGCGCCCUACCAUGGCGGCGGCGGGGGGCUGUGAGGGGGCGCAGGCGGGCGUCCCGCCUCACGCCGGCGGCCCGGGGCUGCCGGCCGGCCCGCCUCACGCCGGCGGCCCGGGGCUGCCUGCCGGCCCGCCUCACCCGGCCGGCCCGCCUCACGCCGGCGGCCCGGGGCUGCCUGCCGGCCCGCCUCACCCGGCCGGCCCGCCUCACGCCGGCGGCCCGGGGCUGCCUGCCGGCCCGUCUCACCCGGCCGGCCCGCCUCACGCCGGCGGCCCGGGGCUGCCUGCCGGCCCGUCUCACCCGGCCGGCCCGCCUCACGCCGGCGGCCCGGGGCUGCCGGCCGGCCCGCCUCACCCCGGCGUGGCGCGGCGGCGCGGCCGGACGCUGCUGGUGCGGCACCUGCCCGCCGAGCUGGCGGCGGCGGAGAAGGAGGAGCUGCUGAAGCACUUCGGGGCGGUGUCCGUGCGCGUCCUGUCGGACUACGGGCGGCUGAAACAUACUGCUUUUGCUACCUUUCCCAGUGAAAAUGCAGCUGCAAAGGCUUUGUCAAGACUGCAUCAGCUGAAACUUUUAGGUCACACCUUAGUUGUUGAAUUUGCAAAGGAGCAAGAGAGUGUGCAGGCACUUAGCCAGCCUUCUGUCUCAGAGAAGUGCAAAAGUUCAGAAGAACCAGUGAAAGAAGAAGAGAAGAAAGAACCAAACUGUGUUAAAAUAGAGAAUGGAAUUGCACCCAACCAUGGCCUCACCUUUCCCAUCAAUUCUUGCCUGAAAUAUUUGUAUCCACCACCUUCAAGUACAAUUCUAGCAAAUAUAGCAAAUGCCUUGGCAAGCGUGCCCAAAUUUUAUGUCCAGGUACUUCAUCUUAUGAAUAAAAUGAAUCUUCCUCCGCCUUUCGGACCAAUUACUGCUCGCCCUCCCAUGUAUGAAGAGUAUUUACCAGUGCCUGCGCCACCUCCCCCAAUCCCACCUCUGCCUCCUGAAGAGCCUCCUUUGCCUGAAGAGGAAGAAGAGCAACCAUCUAGUGGAGAGGAGUCAGAAUACGAAAGUGAUAAUGAGGAGGAAAAAGAGAGAAUGACCAAGUUGAUGGAAUUAGCAACCCUGCAGCCUAAAAGACCAAUAAACACAAAGAGGCGUGGUGUUAGAAAAAAGCAAAGAAUUAAAGACUUGCUGAACGUUCCCGUGUGUACCCCCCACAGUAAUUUGCACCCUGCACUGUCACCUUCAGAUGUCUUUGAGCAGCCGCAGCAUGUAGGUCAUAAAAAAAUUGAGUUCCAUAUUACUACGGACAUCCCAGCUGUUCUCCAGACAAACUCAGAAAAAGAAGAAAAAAAUGACCUUUAUGCAGCCACGGAAGAAAUCAAUAAUACAGGCUUUGGAAGGAUUUUCCCAGCUCCUAGCUCAAAUGAUAAAAUGGAAACAGAAGAGGAAGAUGAUGAAAUACCAUCAGAAUUUAUUUCUAGAAGGGAUCUAGAAAAACACAGACUUUCUAAAGAAGAAAUGGAAAAAUUUUCUGUUUUCAAAAACUAUGAGCCAGGUGAUCCAAACUGCAGGAUAUAUGUGAAGAAUUUAGCUAAACAAGUUCAAGAAAAGGAUCUCAAGUUCAUUUUUGGAAGAUACGUUGACUUCCAGUCAGAAGUGGAACGAAAUAUGUUUGAUAUACGUUUGAUGAAAGAAGGCCGUAUGAAGGGACAGGCUUUCAUUGGACUUCCUAAUGAAAAAGCAGCUGCUAAAGCUUUAAAAGAAGCAAAUGGAUAUGUCUUAUUUGAAAAACCGAUGGUGGUUCAAUUUGCUCGUUCAGCUAGACCAAAACAGGACGCCAGCGAAGGGAAAAGAAAAAAGUAGAACACUGCACAGAAACAUUCCUGCGUAAAUACUGCAGUAAUACUGUCAUGCAGAGUGUAUCCUUUCUUGUUGUAUCCUUUUUUGUGCAAUAUUUCCCGUAGCACUCAACCACAUCUAAGUUUUUGUGUAGAGUAGGUGUGGGGAGGAGUUUACAUGUUUUAGAGCUUGAUCUAAUCUGGUCAUUUUAAAAGCAAAGGGUGCUUUUUCAGGGGGAAAAAGAAAAAAAUAUCGAUGAGUUGUCUGUUGCGUGAAUAAACACAAUGAAAGUUCCUAGUCUUAAAAGGUGGCCUCCACCUUCUUCUUUAAAGGUCAUAUAACUUGCUAACUUGUGGUUGAAUUCCUUAGCUUGGUAUGAGCUAGAAGCGUUUCACUGAUGUGUGUGGAGCUGUGCUGAGCUCACACCGAGGAUGUUUUCUUGGUUUUCUUUAAAUCAAUAUAAUAACAUGUUGGUUAAAAUACAUUGCGGAGUAAUUCUUAAUAAUAUUAAAGGGUUGACCAGUACUUUAGAUCAUUUGAUGAUUACUGUUGUCCUGGUAUAUGAGAAACAAUCUGUAGUUGACUUAGUUUAUACAUUCCUUACUUUUUUUUAAGUAGAGAAGAUGAUCUAACAAUAUCUCAUAAUGAAGUAUUUGAACUAUUAAUCAACUAUUAAUCACUGCUACCUUUUUGUUGAGCGUGGUUCUUUAGAUUGCUCUCUGCACUGAGGUAGUGUUGUUCCCAGUGACUUAUUUUUCUUGUGGGUUUCAUAUUAAAUUGUUUAACUUACCGUAAUACAAAAUUAAUACAGCCUGUGUCUGUUAAGUGAGACUUUUCCAGACAUUCAGCACUCCUCUAAAUACUAAGCAUCUUUCAAUUUAGUUGUCAAAAGAAAGCAAAACACUACUGUUUUCUGGUUGUUCUUACUUUUAACAUGCCUUUGUGAUGUUCCAGGUCCCUUUUGUGUUCCAUCUCUUUCAAGUAUUAUCAAGCUGAGGGAAGAAGCAGUGUAAUCAUCGGGACUCUUGAACUGUGCGUAGUAGCAUUAUUUAAGGCAGAGUAUAAAUUUUCUCAUCUUAAAGAUUCCAGAUAUCUUUAAACUGCCGCAAGACUUACAUGAUAAAUGUUAGUUUGCUUGUGAAAUCUCUAAUAAAUUAUUUCAUUUCUCUUCA